Nicrophorus vespilloides is the source of this 600-nucleotide messenger RNA. RefSeq names its product peptidoglycan-recognition protein SC2-like. Gene Ontology annotation, biological process: peptidoglycan catabolic process; innate immune response. The record is from RefSeq and is a predicted model, not a curated record. Bases 16 to 576 code for a protein of 186 amino acids. The transcript is spliced from 4 exons. NCBI's taxonomy places the organism in Eukaryota, Metazoa, Arthropoda, Insecta, Coleoptera, Silphidae. Gene Ontology annotation, molecular function: N-acetylmuramoyl-L-alanine amidase activity; zinc ion binding; peptidoglycan binding.
GAGGCAACAAGAACAAUGCUCGCCAAAAUCUGCAUCCUCGCAAUCUGCUGCAUCGCAGCCACCCAGUCUUUGAAUAUCAUUUCUAGAGCUGGUUGGGGCGCGAGACCAGCGAAAUGGGCUUCCAACAAUUUGGCUGUGAAUCCACCGUCCCAUGUCGCCAUCCAUCACGGCGAUAGUCCGAGCUGUUACAACAAAGCCGCCUGCACCUCCAGAGUUAAGUCUUAUCAAGAUUGGCAUAUGGAUGGUAACGGUUGGAACGAUAUCGGCUACAACUUUGUCGUCGGUGAAGACGGUAACGUUUACGAAGGUCAAGGUUGGGGUAAACACGGUGCUCACGCCGUCCCUUUGAACCGCAUGAGCAUCGGCAUCUGCGUCAUCGGAUCUUUCAACGGUGCCGCCCCGAACGCCGCUGCCCAAAAGGCCGUACAAGAAUUGAUCGCUUAUGGUGUUUCCAACGGAAAGAUCCAAACCAACUACAAAUUGGUCGGACAUCGUCAAGUUGAUAACACUGAUUGUCCCGGAACAGCCUUCUACAAUGUGAUCAAGGGAUGGAAGAACUGGUCCGCCAACCCUUGAAUCAAUUACCACCCGAACGCCAUC